Messenger RNA from Anneissia japonica, 1014 nucleotides. RefSeq names its product fibrinogen-like protein 1. Lineage: Eukaryota; Metazoa; Echinodermata; Crinoidea; Comatulida; Comatulidae. The annotation marks the transcript as partial. The record is from RefSeq and is a predicted model, not a curated record. The transcript has 3 exons.
UUGAAUCAGCAAUCCACGCCCUGUCGAUGUCCAGAGCUAAUGGACAUCUGCUGUCGAGUCAUUCUCUACAUCAUUCAUCUGUGAGGAGUUUGACAGAUUGUGUAGAACUGUGUUUGCGUCACUUUGAAGAAUGUUCCUCUAUAGCUUACGAUAGAGAAAGACAAAUGUGUGACGUAUUUGCCAGUAAAUCGCAAUAUCAACUAGUUACACUGAUGUUCCCAACGAAUGUACUGUUGUACACGAAGCCGUAUCGCGACUGUACUGACGUCAAGCAAGGAAUGAGUGGUGAAAGUGGUGUUUAUAAAAUUAUGCCAUGCCCAUCAUGCGACGCGUUUUUUGUUUAUUGUGACAUGGACACUGAUGGUAAAGCGUGGACAGUAUUUCAGCGUCGACAAGAUGGCUCUGUAGAUUUCAACCAAAACUGGCAAAAUUAUGCGUCUGGAUUUGGCAAGUUAAGCGGCGAGUUUUGGCUCGGAAACAAGAAAAUCCACAAAAUUACGUCGUCAGGAAAGUAUGAAUUUCGGAUAGAUAUGGUAGCUACAGAUGACAGCGCUUAUCACGUCACCUACGAGUCAAUUGAGAUUGGAAGUGAAGCUGAAAACUUCAGAUUGAACAUAGGAGAGUACAUUGACGAUAGGUCAACUGCCGCCGAAGGACUUGACUACAGAGCCGAUUAUCAUACCAAUAAGUACAACAAUGGCAUGAGCUUCUCUACAGUUGACCGAGAUAACGAUAAUGCUUAUGGGUCCUGCAGUUUUAAGUAUAAGUGUGGCUGGUGGUUCAACACAUGUUACUUUUCUAAUCUUAAUGGUCUAUAUGAAUCGGGAAUUAUCUGGGACUAUUUCGGAAGCCGCUAUUAUUUACGAAUCUCGGAAAUGAAAAUGCGAAGAGUUGUCGGAGGACAAAAAGCGGCGCAUUAUUAUUAGGCUAUGCCUUGCCUUUUGUAAUAUUUGUAUUUAUAUGCUAUUAUUUGUAUGCUUUUGAAUCACAAGUUGUGAGCUGUUGGUAGAUUAC